Molecule: messenger RNA, 2302 nt
Organism: Spodoptera exigua (beet armyworm)
Lineage: Eukaryota; Metazoa; Arthropoda; Insecta; Lepidoptera; Noctuidae
Source: the annotation of a GenBank genome assembly
CGACAUUACAAACUGAACAAAUGGAAAAGUCUGUAUUCUCUUCCGUCGCCGUCAGUCCAGUCAACUCAGUUUGGCAUAGUGCUUUAUUCAAUGACGUGACUGACGUACAUUUUUGUAAUAUUAAAUAAACGUCCAUUUUAUUAUAUUGUGAGAAAAUGGAUCGCUUGCGAAUGCGUGUGAACUUUAAAUAUAUAACUAGUGUGUUCCUUUUGGUGUUUGCUGUUAGCCAGUCUACUAUUGCAUGGAACCCAGAAUAUGUUCUGGAUAGUGGAAGCUCGAGUUCAUUCCGCUAUGACAUUGAGACUUUCGACCACAGUCUUCGUCAGCGUAGAGAUGUGCCUCCGCCGCCCUUGCCUUCACCAGCGGGUUCUCCGCCCAACCUAACACAGACACCACCUCCCUCCGUGCAGCUAGAUCCAGCGCCAUCAACGAGCAACACAACAUCGUCCAAUGCUACACCGGGAUCCAACAAAACUGCCAAUGCUACUGAGAGUGCAACACCAGCUCCCGUAGCAUCAGUGACGCACACCCCGUUGCUAGGUGUUAACGGCUCAGGAAUUUUGCGUGUGAACCUCACGGCAAAUUUGCCCAUCAACCUAACUGAUACUAUGCCGAAAGUCAGCGACCCUAUCGUGCCAGAUGACAAUUUCACUGAUGUGUUUAAAGAAACACCGGAAAGGAUCGUGUCAGAGCAGAAUCUUUCUAACUUGACCUACGACCACCACGACUUCUACAAUAGCACCUUCAUCGGUAACGUGACCUUUUUCAAGGAUUACUGGGCGAACAUCACCAUCGACAAGGCAGAAGUUCACCAAGUGCUCAGCAAUUCACACAGGAGAGCCACUUCGAUACAACUCAGCUUUGAUUUCCCAUUCUACGGUCAUAACAUACGCAACGUGACGGUGGCAACCGGUGGUUUCAUCUACACGGGCGAACAUGUCCACAACUGGUUGGCAGCGACGCAGUACAUUGCCCCGUUGAUGGGUAACUUCGACACCACGCUCACCAACGACAGCAAAAUUAAACUACAUGAUGAUGGCGAAAAGUUCUCAGCAUUCUGGGAGAACGUCACUCUCCAAGAGGACACAUCGAAGAAGUUUACAUUCGCUGUGACGCUAUACAAGAACGGUGACAUCAUUUUCGCGUACAAAGAUAUCCCAAUCGACGUGCAAGAAAUCAAUGACACUGAACACCCUGUUAAAGUCGGUAUCAGCGAUGCUUACCUCACCGACAAAAUUGUCUUCUAUGUCCGCCGCAAGACGAUCUACGAGUAUCACCGCGUGUCUUUCAAGGACCAUCUUAUCACAAACAACACAGUGCUGAAGAUGACAGCUCUGCCCACCUGCCUGCAGUACGAUACCUGCGACUCCUGCCUUAACCAUAACACUGGCUUCAACUGCACAUGGUGCCCGCAGAUCCAAAAAUGUUCGAGUGGAACUGACAGAAACAAGCAGGAUUGGCUGUUGAGAAAAUGUGAGAAGACUACAAUAGUGAACGCUACAAGUUGCGCGGCGACUCGCAUCGAUGCUCCGAGUGACGCGAGCGGAGUCCCAGGGACCGGCAACACGGCCUACACCACCGACCAGCAAAGCGCCCGACAUGACACCGUUGUCAAUACACAAGCGGACGCACCGAAGUCGAACGCUGGUCAAACGGGUCAGGCUGCGCAAGCUUCCCCCACGGUCGAAGCGCACUCGCCCCUCGGUGGAGCCGUCGCCGCCUUCCUCUCUAUCACGCUGAUCUGCGCGGCUAUCUCGUGGAUAUUCUACGCAUUCAAAAACCCGCACACACGAAGCGGACAACUGCUAAUUAAGUACCGGCCGUCCCAAUGGAACUGGCGUCGCGGUGAAGCGCGCUACACUGCCGCCACCAUCCACAUGUAAACAUCCCCGCACCCACGACGUGCUUACUGGCACCAUACAGAUUUGUUGGCCAUACAACACCAUUAACACAUACUGUACUUAUAUACUAUUUAUAAACUUCAAUUUAAAAUACAAGCAAAGAAGUAAACUGGAUUCCGUUUUUCUUAAAGGUAAGUUUAUGUAUUAAUGUUAUGUAAAUAAAAACAACAUUAUUAAUUUUAGUAAAUCAAAAAUAAUAUAUUACAAAAAGUGUUGCUGUGUAAACCUAUGUUGGAAACUAUAAUUGAACUAAUAAGCGUUUGAAAGUGUCAUAAAAAUCCAGAUGUAUUUAAAAAUUAAUCUGUGUAUUUCAACUUGUUUACUGGAUCUAUGUGGCUAGAUUUUCUUUGUGAACGACAAUGUUGUAAUGAAGAGACUUGUGGAUAUCAUUCCUUAUCUCU